AAGAAAACUUGAAAUAAUAGAGAGAAAAAAUGGCGGAUGAGGAUGGAGAAUGGGUGGUUGUGCGGCGGCCGGCGGAGAAAGAUUGGUGGAAACCGACGGUGGAUGACGGUGGUGAUGAUGAUGAUGAUAGGCCAUUGAAGGUUGUUUUCAGAGAGCCAGCUAAGCAUUGGACUGAUGCAAUUCCGAUUGGAAAUGGUCGCAUUGGUGCUAUGAUUUUUGGUGGCGUUUCUACUGAAACUCUUCGAAUUAAUGAGGAUACUCUUUGGACCGGGAUUCCUGGAAACUACACUAACCCCAAUGCUCCCGAGGCACUAACACAGGUUAGAAAACUUGUCUAUGAUGGGAAAUAUGCAGAAGCCACUGCAGAAGCGGUCAAAUUGUCAUCCAUCCCUUCCGAGAUCUAUCAAGUACUUGGUGAUAUAAAACUAGAAUUUGAUGAUUCCCAUCUCAAAUACGACGUAAAGACAUAUCACAGAGAACUGGACUUGAAUACUGCCACAGCAAGAGUGAAGUACUCCAUAGGUGAUGUGGAAUAUACGAGAGAACAUUUUGCUUCUAAUCCUAAUCAAGUGAUUGUGACGAAGAUUUCCGCAAGCAAAUUGGGGUCGGUAUCAUUUAUAGUGUCUUUAGACAGUGGGUUGCAUCAUCAUUCAUAUGCAAAAGGUGAAACUCAGAUAUUUAUUGAAGGCAUUUGUCCUGGUGAAAGGGCUGCACCACAGCUGAACGAAAGUGAUGAGCCCAAGGGUGUUAAGUUUACUGCAAUUCUUAGUGUAAAGAUCAGUGGGGCUAAAGGAAAGAUAAAUGUUUUGGAUGACAGAAAACUGAAGAUAGAAGGUUCAGAUUGGGCGGUUUUAAGUCUAGUGGCUUCAUCUUCAUUUGAUGGACCUUUCACGGUACCUAAAGAGUCCAAGAAGGAUCCUAAUUCAGCGUCCCUGCAUGCAUUAAGUUUAGUUGAAAGUUUAUCCUAUAGUGAUUUGUAUACACAUCAUUUGGAUGAUUAUCAGGCUCUUUUUCAUCGCGUCUCGUUGCAGCUUUCGAAAAGCGCAAAGAGCAUAUUAGGAAAAGGACCUCUGGGUGUGAAGAAACUUUCUAAAAAUAAUUUAUUCUUCAAGGGGACCAAAGAUGAUACCAUCUCUACUGCGGAGAGGGUCAAAUCUUUUCGAAAUGACGAAGAUCCAUCCUUGGUGGAACUUCUGUUCCAGUAUGGCCGAUAUUUGCUUAUUGCUUGUUCAAGGCCUCGAACUCAGGUGGCAAAUCUACAGGGAAUAUGGAGUAAGGAUAAUGCGCCACCGUGGGACGGUGCUCAACAUCUGAACAUCAAUCUACAAAUGAAUUACUGGCCUGCCCUUUCUUGCAAUCUUCGUGAGUGUCAAGAACCAUUGUUUGAUUACAUAUCUUCUCUGUCAAUCAAUGGAAGUAAGACAGCAAAAGUGAACUAUGAGGCAAAUGGUUGGGUGGCUCAUCAAGUGUCUGACUUAUGGGCUAAAACAUCUCCUGAUCGAGGUGAUGCUGUUUGGGCGCUAUGGCCAAUGGGUGGUGCUUGGCUUUGUACUCACUUAUGGGAGCAUUAUACCUACACCAUGGACAAAGAUUUUCUAAAAAAUAAGGCAUACCCUUUGUUGGAAGGAUGUGCAACAUUUCUGCUGGACUGGUUGAUAGAAGGACCCGGAGGGUAUCUUGAAACGAAUCCAUCAACUUCACCGGAACACAUGUUUAUCGCUCCAGAUGGUAAACCUGCAAGUGUUAGCUAUUCAACAACUAUGGAUGUGGAAAUCAUACAAGAAGUGUUCUCUGAAAUUGUUUCUGCAGCUGAGAUUUUAGGAAGAAAACAAGAUGAACUUGUUCAAAAAGUCCUCGAGGCUCAACCGAGACUUAGACCUAUAAAAGUUGCCAGAGAUGGUUCCAUCAUGGAAUGGGCUCAGGAUUUUGAGGACCCGGAAAUUCACCAUCGACAUGUUUCUCACCUCUUUGGCAUAUUCCCAGGCCAUACAAUAACUGUUGAGAAAACUCCAGACCUCUGUAAAGCUGCUGACUAUACCCUUUAUAAAAGAGGAGAGGAAGGUCCAGGAUGGUCAAGCAUGUGGAAAGCUGCACUAUGGGCACGCCUACAUAACAACGAGCACGCUUAUCGGAUGAUCAAGCAUUUGUUUGACCUGGUAGAUCCAGAUCGGGAAGGCGAGUAUGAAGGAGGUCUAUACAGUAACCUGUUCACAUCACACCCUCCUUUCCAAAUCGAUGCGAACUUCGGUUUUCCAGCAGCAAUAGCAGAAAUGUUGGUCCAGAGCACAGUAAAAGACCUAUACUUACUCCCGGCUCUUCCUCGGGACAAAUGGGCGAGCGGUUGUGUCAAAGGACUAAAGGCGCGAGGCGGAGUAACAGUCAACAUAUGCUGGAAAGAAGGCGAUCUUCAUGAAGUUGGUCUUUGGUCAAAAGAACAUAACUCUGUUAUUACUGGAUUGCAUUAUAGAGGAAUCACAGUGAAUGCAAAUAUAUCAUCUGGUACAGUAUACACGUUCAAUCGACAGUUAAAAUGCAUAAAGACAUACGCUUUAUCUCGAGCAGCUUCGUGCUAGAAAAAGAUGGUAUUACACAAAUGAUUUUGUAAUAAUUCUGGAAAAUGAACAAGGAGGUCUUCAUUUAUCUAUCAUUCUUUCAUUGAUCAUUAAUUACUCUCAUUUUCGCUUAUGCAUUACACUGUAAGCACAAUUCUGUUAAAAUGGUUCAAAGAUUUAAUAUCAUUCAGUUAUUGAUUCGUA
Mercurialis annua (annual mercury) is the source of this 2756-nucleotide messenger RNA. Its product is annotated as alpha-L-fucosidase 2. The coding region runs from base 30 to 2573 and encodes 847 amino acids. Lineage: Eukaryota; Viridiplantae; Streptophyta; Magnoliopsida; Malpighiales; Euphorbiaceae. Gene Ontology annotation, molecular function: alpha-L-fucosidase activity. The record is from RefSeq and is a predicted model, not a curated record. Gene Ontology annotation, biological process: carbohydrate metabolic process. The transcript has 10 exons.